Molecule: messenger RNA, 668 nt
Organism: Malaya genurostris
Lineage: Eukaryota; Metazoa; Arthropoda; Insecta; Diptera; Culicidae
Gene: RpL35A
Product: large ribosomal subunit protein eL33
Exons: 3
Coding region: 65-598 (177 amino acids)
Biological process (GO): cytoplasmic translation; ribosomal large subunit biogenesis
Cellular component (GO): ribosome; cytosolic large ribosomal subunit
Molecular function (GO): structural constituent of ribosome
Source: RefSeq, a predicted model, not a curated record
CUGCCUCUCUCUUUUUCCGGCAUCGUGUAUGCUAGUAGACACAUUUCAUUGAAGUGUAAUUAUAAUGGCUGAUACAGCAAAAAAGCCUGUUGCUAAAAAGGGUGGAGAUAAAGCGGCGAAAAAGGGUGCUGCCGUUGCUGCUCCGGUCCCUGCUGUCAAAGGAGUGAAGAAAUCGCAGACUAAGGAAGCUAUCCUUGCCCGUACCCGUAAACCAAAGGGACAGCGUACUGCUAAGGCUGCUUUGCCAUACCAGAAGAAGAGUUAUGGACGUUUGUGGGCGAAGGCUGUGUUUACCGGAUACAAGCGAGGUCUACGCAAUCAGCAUGAGAAUCAUGCUAUUCUGAAGGUGGAAGGAUGUCGCAAUCGCAAAAAUGUCCUGUUCUACAUUGGCAAACGCUGCGUGUAUGUUUAUCGUGGAAAAGCAAAACGCAAUGCGCCGGGUGCUGCGGAGAAGAAGAGCAACAUUCGAGCUAUCUGGGGAAAGAUUACCCGUUCGCACGGUAACAGUGGCAGUGUGAGGGCACGAUUCAAGACUAACCUGCCUGGACAUGCUAUGGGUCAUCGCAUCCGGAUUAUGCUGUACCCAUCCAGGGUUUAAGUUUAUUUUCAACAUACUGUGUACAUUUAAACAAACCUCAAUUAAACAGAAACAUUAUUUCUGCCAAAAA